CCCUCAGAAGUUAAAAAAAAAUGUGCAGAAUGGUUUUAACGAUGUUAAAAAUAUAAUUAAUCAUAACCAAACCUUAUUUUGAAUAUAACAUAGCUUAUAUGCAGUUUAAAGGGCAUGAAACGUGAAUGAACAAUACAUGUUCGCAGUCUACGUGUUUACCCCACGUGACACGUGACUAAAAAUGGUUGGUUCAUUAGGACUGUAUUGAUUUAUUAUAACCUGCGCUUUCGAAGUAUUCAGAAAGGAAUAAAGAAACCAAACAAGGGUCAUUUUGAGCUUACUUUGAUGAGAAGAUGUAACGUAGACUUGAGCGGACAGUAAAGGAUUGAUUCAAACAAAUCAGUAUAAAGGACUUAGGCAGCCAUCAUGGAGUGGCACAUAAUGAACGCGGGGGGAGUAACCAGUCUGGGGAGUAACCUGGGCUGUGUGGAGGACUCCCAGUACAUACCUUCAGAGGAAUGUAAAGACGUUUUAGUUGAAAUCUUGAUCCAGCUUAAAGAUGAAGAUCCCCAACAUAGGUCGACGCGGCGACAAAUCUUCUACAGUCAUCUGGUAGAAAAGGAUCUUUGUUCAAUGAUAAAGUUUCUGAGAGAUGAACCAGACAUUUUUGGCUUGGUUUUAAGGAUACUGGCCAAUCUAACACAACCGGUGGAAAGCCUGAUUCAUUCUACAGGGUACACCAUGACAGAGGCAACUCAGGCUGGGUUGUCAUGGCAGCAGGGAGUGGAGAGUUCCCUACAUCACUACAGAGCUCUCUUCACAGAUAAAUCUCUCAUGUCAAGCAUCUUUGAGGAAAUCAAUACUCUUAUAGCAGAGUCUGAGGGAUACCCCCUGUCAGAGGAGAGUUGUGACACCAUUAAUCAGUGCCUCCUUUUGCUGAGGAAUCUCCUCCACUUCCCAAGCAGCCUUGAUGACAACAGCAGCAAAGAACACGAAGUUCUCCUCAAAAUCCUGUUUGAGUGUGACUUUACUGAGAGAUUAAUUAGCAUUCUGCAGCUCUCCCAAAGGGAAUACUGGACAGUGACUGCAGUGCAGCUGGUGACUCUUAUAUUUAAAGGCCACAUAGGAGAGAUGUUCCUCCAGAACGUGUCAGACAGUAACACAGUCACGUUUCAGCUGGAGCCGGCCCUGGAGGAAUCUCACGAAUGUCUGAUGUGUGGAUGUCAACACAGCGACAAGGACUUCCAGUGUAUUAAUUACCUCGAGGAAAACAUCUCCAAAAAUCUCCGUCUCAGAUCAAGCAAGAGUUCCUCUCUCAGUGGGUCCAGUUCUGAUCUCACGGAACAGGAGGAUGAAAGCUUACUGAAGUAUUUGAAAGACUUUGCUCUCCAGUUUCUCACGAAGGCCUUCUGUAACAUGGUACACGAUCUCAGGCAUAUCCUCACCUCCCCAUACAAUGCUCUGAUUGAUGAAAUCUACCUGUUAUGGCUGCUGGCAUUUUUCCUCAAGUAUGCCAGACAUCAGCAUGUGGACUUUCAUUACAUCAGGGGCACCUUCUCGACGGACAUGUACGGUUUCCUGGUUUACGAGGGUGUGGUGAACUCGGAGGAGCUGGUGAUAGCCCAGAGGAACAAGCAGGACACCACCAAAUACCUAAGGAGAUUACAUUUGACGUUAGGUGCUGUGAGAGAAAUGUUGCAGGGUCUGAAGUUACACUGUGAGAGUACGAGUCUUAACCAAGCUGAUAUCACAUAUCUGGAGAAUUUACAAAAGGAUCUGGCCAGUACAGAAGACCUACCUCAAGUGUUCCUACUUCUGAUCAGAAACUUCCAGAUGCACACUCACAAUCUCAAGUUCUUACAAGACGUCAUCGUCACCAACCACCUGCUGCUUCUCCUGAUGGACGUCUGGAAUAAAGGCUUCGGCAAAAAGGGGUUCCACAUGCUGGACCAUGUCAAACAAUUUGCCACAACAGAAGUGAUGCAGAAAUAUGGUCGCCUACUUGAGAACUUUGAGUAUAACAAUGCCGUAGUAAAUAACUGUAUAUUUACGAUGAUGCACCACAUCGCUGGUGACUGUGAGAAACCCACCGCCCUGUUACAGGUCCAGAUACUCCGAACCUUCCUAGAAAUACUGGACAGUAACACACCUUUAUCUCAGGAGAAGACAGACUUGAUCGAGUUCAUUCUUCAGAAAUUCAUGGUUGAGGCGGAACAUAAUCCAUUUUCUUGUGCUUUACAACUGUUUGGAGAAAUGCCAGUUAAAGGGGAGAACAGAAAUUCGGAGGAAGCGGGAGUCGAGGAGGAAGAUUUAGAUGAGGAUGAGGAGGAUGCUGAGGAGACAAAGAAGGAGAAGGACAUCCUGUUGAUGUUGUACACGGAGCUGAUGGGGCAGCCCGGGGCGCUAGGGACCAUCUCCUGUAAACUCCAGGAAUUCGGCAUCAAGAAAACAGAAAAACAGAUUUCCGAGGAUCUGAAGGAAUUUGAUUGGUUGACAGAUGAAAGGAACACACAGGAGUUGGAGGAAGAGAAGUCAUCGUCAGAGAGCGAUAUGGACCAGGAGUCAUCUCCCCUUGAUCUGUCCAGUCUGAGUGAUUCUGAGAUCGUCAUGCACUGUAUAGACAAGCUGAAGGAGUCGGGGUACGAGUCUCACCUCAAGUGGUUACAGCGGCAGUUCUGCGAGGUCGCUUACGCUAAAUCUGCAGUUUGUGUGAGUAGUCUUCAGAAACAAGAGGCAGAGGAACCUGUAGCCAGAUUCCAUGUCAUUAAGAACAAAUCAGUGCCAUUAGUACUGUACAACGAAGAACAAGAACAACUGAUGCAUAAUCCCUACUUUGUUACCUUACUUCAAUUCCUCGGACUUCACAUGCCGGAAGAUGUAGGUCUGAUGUAUCCCAGAAUUCCUCAUUUCUGGACCAUACAACAUCUGCUGGAGAAAGCCAGUCUGAUUGGAGAGCUAAAUAUAGAGCAACUCAAAUUUGAUCCAGUGAAGUUGAAAGAGGGAAGAGAAGCAACAGAAAUUCCAUUCCAAUUCAAAAUAGAGGGAAAGGACGACAUCACAUUUGAAAAACUGAGAAAGAUUCCGGAUUCCAUUUGGAUGAAGAUGAUCCAGCAAUACAACAAACAUUCCGGUGGCGACUCGAAUUGUGGCAGCCAGACGCGCACAGCGAGCCAAGCCUCGUGAUCGUGGCUUCUUCACAGAGACUAAAUCAGAAGCCACAAAGUGGUGCUCUUGUCAAUCAGCUGGCUAGCACUGAUAUAAUAAAAAAAAUGAUGGAGAAUUUCAGACAAAGUUUGAAGAGCCAGAGAACAAUUUUACAUGUUUAAUUGGUGUACACACGUAGAAUGUUUGGGACUUCCACUGAAGCCAUUGAGGCAAUGUUUCAAGCCAAGACAAAAGAACUGAACAUGAGCUAGACAGGUUCUAGUCGAAGAAUACUCAAGGGAAAAUAGAUUCUAGGCUGUGUGUUAUUCUGGAGAUAAAACUGUAGCCGUUUUUCUUGCAUAUUUAACUUAUCACAGAGACAUUCAUUAGAGGUACAGGGUCUAGACUGUCUAUAUUUGGGACAUGAGAGCAGCGCCUCAUCUGGGAAAUAUCACCAAUUACUGCCACCGUCUUGACAGACCUGAGAGAAUCAUUGAAAAUCUAUCGGUAGUAAAAUUAAGAAAAAUCAUCUUAUGUCAGUAAAUACAUGUACACACUCUAUAUGCGUCAUAAGUUGAAUUGUAGCAUCAAAGAUAAACAUGUCAUCUGUUUUGAACACAUCAACAUCAAGUUUUCAUUUAUGUAUAAUAUGUGUACUAUAAAGCUAAAUAUGAAGAUCCGUAGUUUAUUGGACUUGGAUGUAGUAUUGUACUGAAUUACUGUGUUCUGUUAGGUGUUAUUUGGGCAUUACAUGUUUUUACUUGUUAAAACUUGAGUAAACAUAUUUCUAUGUCUGUAUUUGACAUUAAAGUUCAGCAUUUAAUGUAAUGUUGAAUUGUUUCUUUUAUUACAGAGCUCUACAUUUCAUAUUUCUUAUUAAGUAAAAGAACUUAAUGAAAUUUUCUUAUAAUGCUCAAGACUGACCUUUAAGACUGACCUUUAAGAUUUCUUUGAUAUUCAUAAUUCAUAUUAGUUGUCUUUAUAGUGUUAAUUAAACAGCUGAAGUAUUUACACCAUCUCUCUCUCUCUCAAGGUAAUCCUAACUGUCCAUGUUGAAGCCUGUAUGAUUUUUUGUCAAACUAUAAUUAUUGAUACCUAAUGGCUAUUGUAAUUUUACAGGACUGGUGGUGAUAAAAUUGUUUUUUGAAACAGAAAGCAUGUAAAAUGUGCCAUGAUCUGAACGUUGGUUUAUAUUACACUAGUUUCUCUCUGAAGGUCAUUGUUAUUAAACUGAAGUAUUUAUUGUAUUUGCUGUUAACUUUAUUGCCAAAUAUUGUUUAUCAUGUCAACUGUUUUAAAAAAAUAAAUCUAAAUGACUAA
Molecule: messenger RNA, 4404 nt
Organism: Saccostrea cuccullata (small rock oyster)
Lineage: Eukaryota; Metazoa; Mollusca; Bivalvia; Ostreida; Ostreidae
Product: protein timeless-like
Biological process (GO): entrainment of circadian clock; DNA repair; replication fork arrest
Cellular component (GO): replication fork protection complex
Molecular function (GO): DNA binding
Source: RefSeq, a predicted model, not a curated record